UCAAUAUCGAGUUAUCGAGAGAGCUUUACAUCUACAUUUGCAUUCCGUAAAUGCAAAAAAUACGUGCAAGCUUUUUAAGUAUGUUUAUUAAAACACCGAAGUAGAUUUAAGUGCAUCUAGUCAUAUUAAUCAAAAGCUUCAAAUUGAAGCAUUCAUAAGCUUAUUAAGCAAAUAGUUAUAUUAUGUUUGGAUAACGUUAUUAACUAUCAAACGAGAAAAAAGAUAAAUCAAAAUAUUAGAACACCCAUGUCUGCAGACAGUCAUGCACCGGUGGGUUAACAGUAUAAGUUUUCCUCGUGAGUACCCAGGUGGUACAAGUUCGUCGUCCUGCCAGCUAUCAGAGUUCAGUAAGUUCGGUUCCGUUAUCUGCAUUCGCCGGAAAUCUUUGCUCCGAGUUUCCGUUUAGAGCCAUGAAAGCGACCAACAAAGUCAUCCGGUUGGCGAAUGCUGCCAGAAGCAAUCAUCUGGAGCUACUGAAGCGAACCGACUCUGUUGUGACAACCGGUCGGUGCAGACAAUAUUCUGCUGUCGGGGUUCAUCCAGCCAAGGGUGGCACGUUUCACCAAAAGAUGAUAACUGCAAUAGACAUUCAAGGUAUUCGACACGUUUUUGAUCGACGAAAACAUCCUGUGGAAAGAAUUCUUUGGAUUGCUCUCAUUGGUUGUGCGUUGUAUGGGUCGAUUUUCAUUGGCAUGUACCAACUGGACCAUUUCUAUGCCAGCCCAACCGUUACGCAGUUUGACAAAAACUACCGAGAAUGGAUUGGAACGAUGCCAGCUGCAACAUUUUGCUUCCGGGACCGUUUCGACCGAACCAGAGCUCUUGAGUACAUCAGUCGGAACAACUUGUCCAGCGUGGAUGACACGGAGCGCAUUAAAUACAUCUUGGCACUUUUCCAAGCACUUGUCAACGUAACCGUUUCGGAUUUCAGCGCAUUAGCACCGUUCAUCUUUAACGACAACAAUAAUGUGAACAUUACGCCGUCAUUGCUGUCUGCGCCGUUGUCCGAAGUAGACAUCCUGUCGGUGGUCAGUGCUAUGCAUCCGCAUCACGAAGUGGCCAUAAACAGUUUCGAUCCUUCGUACAACGAUUUGCAAAUUUAGCAAGUUAUAACCGAACGAGGUAUCUGCUACACGCUCAAUGCUCCACUUUCCCAACUUCAGUACACCGGAAACGAUAGACGGUCUACCGAUCCGAAAGAAGAGACACAUAAAAUACCGAUUACAUGUACCUAUUCAAAAAACCAAUGUUACAUGAAAAUCGACACGUACGAAUCCACAAUGUCAUACCUACUGCAUUCCCCAUAUGAGCUGGCCACAAACGACGUACAAUUUGCAGUAAUGGACGAAACCGACGAACUCGUCGAAUCCUAUAUGGUGCUGGAAACAGUGGCCAGUGAAAGACUUCGAGAUUUAUCGGUGAAACAGCGCAGCUGCGUUUUCCACGACGAAAACUACCAAGGAUCUCACCUUUACAGCUACAAUCUCUGUGUGAUGCGUUGUCGAGCCGCCAGAGCUCUGGAACUCUGCCACUGCAGGCCACACUUUUAUCCUUUCAUAGAUGGACCCGCUUGCACUAUCGCUGGAUUGCGAUGCCUAGGAAAGCAGCCCAGCUGGCACGAUAAGCAGCCAUGUCGCUGUUUGAAGCCCUGUACCGAAAUUGUCUACUAUGUCAUGAGUGCCAGCAGAACCCACUGGGCUGCAGAUGGGGGCAUUCCAUUCAAGCAGAAGGCUUCAUUCAGAUGGGAAAUGAUACAACCGAAAACAAGACUGCGGCGAGAUGUGCUAUUCACUUUUGAGGAUUUACUCGUUUCGUUUGGCGGAGGCAUCGCAUUGUUUGUCGGGAAGGACUUGAUGGCGUUUGCCGAGUUUCCGAUAUUUUUAAUUACGGAGGCAUUACAGAGGACCAUUGCCUCAAUUAAAUAGAGAUGAAAAGUGGAAUAAAAUUGUUCAUACAAUGACGAGCGUAACAAAACAGUCACUAAUAAAUUAGAGCUAUUUUUAUCAGGUAUUCCGCAUCAUUCAUUGAAGUUUUUCAAUCACAGUUGUUGGUUCACAUUGUAAACCUUUAAAAAAUAAUACAUAAAUUUGUUAAAUUAUAAUCGAAAUACAGCAA
This is a messenger RNA of Aedes aegypti (yellow fever mosquito), 2115 nucleotides long. Its product is annotated as sodium channel protein Nach. Gene Ontology annotation, biological process: sodium ion transmembrane transport. Bases 1254 to 1925 code for a protein of 223 amino acids. NCBI's taxonomy places the organism in Eukaryota, Metazoa, Arthropoda, Insecta, Diptera, Culicidae. The transcript has 10 exons. Gene Ontology annotation, cellular component: membrane. The record is from RefSeq and is a predicted model, not a curated record. Gene Ontology annotation, molecular function: ligand-gated sodium channel activity.